Molecule: messenger RNA, 543 nt
Organism: Hyaloscypha bicolor E
Lineage: Eukaryota; Fungi; Ascomycota; Leotiomycetes; Helotiales; Hyaloscyphaceae
Product: small subunit of nuclear cap-binding protein complex
Exons: 3
Coding region: 1-543 (180 amino acids)
Biological process (GO): mRNA cis splicing, via spliceosome
Cellular component (GO): nuclear cap binding complex
Molecular function (GO): RNA cap binding
Source: RefSeq, a predicted model, not a curated record
AUGCCAGCAGCGAUUCCGAACACUGUUGACAGGCUUGAUAAGCCGAGUGCUUAUUACCAGAGUAGAAACAAGAAACGCAAAUACGACCGAGAUGGCGACGAGGGAAGAGAGAACACGCCUGAGGAGCCGGCGGAGGACCCGCUGAAGGAUGCGGCAACUCUUUACGUAGGAAAUCUGUCCUUCUACACAACGGAAGAGCAGAUCCACGAACUGUUUUCUAAAUGUGGAGAGAUCAAGCGGUUGAUUAUGGGACUGGAUAGAUUCAACAAGACGCCGUGUGGUUUCUGUUUUGUGGAAUACUACACCCAUCAGGAUGCACUGGAUUGCAUGAAGUAUAUUGGGGGCACGAAGCUUGAUGAGAGGAUCAUUCGGACGGAUCUGGAUCCUGGAUUUAAGGAGGGAAGGCAGUAUGGAAGGGGAAAGUCUGGCGGCCAGGUGCGCGAUGAGUACCGGGAGGAGUAUGAUGAGGGGAGAGGUGGUCUUGGUCGUGCUAUUCAAGCAGAGAGACUGAAGGAGGAAGAGGAGUACGGCAAGGGUAGAUAG